CAAAAGUUUGAGCUAAACAAUUUUAUCAAUACAGCGAACGACGCUUCUGCGAUCUGCAAUUCCGCCCCAGGAAAACAUACGUACGCUUCAUUGUCUGAUGCUCAACUGUACAAGUAGUGCAACGUUGCGGUACUAUGGCCGAGUUGUGUAAUCUCUUGGCAUGCCGGCUGUGCUUGCAGAAGCAGUUUCAGCUACUACCAAUGUUCCCGGCCAACGAACCCGUGAAUGAUGAGCUGCUGCGGAAAAUAUACGAAUGUGCUGCGGUGCGAAUAUCCUACGAGUACGAUCAAAGUUCCGUCAUCUGCAUCAAGUGUAUCGUGGACGUCGAACAGUUCUACGCCUUCAAGCAGCGGUGCGUGGAAAAUGAUUUGCUGUUUCAGAAAGUGCGCCUAGACUGUAGCGAGAAAGGUGUGGACGAGUGCGAAUUUGACAAUGUCGGCUUACCGGAGGCCGAAUUUAUGGAACCAAUCACUAAUCUGGAAAGUCCACAUCAGUAUGAUGCCACCAAACCGAUAGAAAGUUUCAUUGGGCCAUCGAAGAUAGUGCAAGUCGGUUACAAUUACCGUGUCGUACGUGUAAACGACGAGGCAGACGUGCUAGUUUAUCACAAGCACAGGUAUUAUCAACCAACCAAAGCCACCGAAUGGAACCGGUGGGUUUGUGUGGCAAAUGGUUCCAACAGCUGCACGGCUAGACUGACCAUCUCUUCUAACGAGGGCUUUCCAGUAGCUCUGUUCACUAAACCCAUCAGACAUAAUCAUCCCGAUACGAUCGUACAAGCGAUAGGUUCGGCCGAAUCUGCUCAAGAGGAAACAGUGCAAAUAUUACCCCAAUGUACCCUUGCCCUGGACCGUAAUCAACGACUGCAGCUGUUUGCCGAAGGGUACCGUUACCGAUUGCGGCAAGCUAUGUAUGGCGUGGGGAAAAGUUUAUGGACCUGCGUUCGAUCCGAUUGUUCAGCCUGCAUUGAGCUGUCGUACGAAGAUAGUCAUACAUGUGCGACAAGCGAUCGAACACAUUGCCAUGAAGCGGAAGAAGAAAAUGUUCCACCCGCUUCGAAUCCAAACACGGAACUUAUGGCUCAAAAGCAACCAAAGCAUACGCGUGGGAAUAACGGUCUUAACUAUCAUAUAACCGAUGGUGUACUAGUGUACAGUGGCAACUAUUACAAGCCACAUAAACAUGCUUCAAAAAACAAAAAAGGAGAUUCCGCGAACAAGGUGUGGAAAUGUAUCGUAACUAAUUGUGCCGCCAAAGUAGAGUUGUGUGUAAAAUAUGUAGCAAAGAUUACCAGCGAUCAUAAUCACGAAAAGCAGAUUACGAAAAACACUAAUGCGAUAUCGAAACACACCAUACAGCAGGGUGUUAACUAUCGUCUAAUUGUAGAGGAACAUGGACAUAUUCGCUUGCAGCAUCGUAAGGAAAAGUACACCUUCCAACAACUACUCCCAAAUGGCAUCUCGGAAUGGGCUUGCAUCUGGAAGAGUUUAGGUUGUGGGACGACGCUAAGAAUGCUUGCCGACGAACAGAUUGUCUAUAGCACGAGUUCCGGGAGCAGCAUCAAACACAAUCAUCGGGUAGGGAACGUAGUUGAACAAUACUUCCCCACCCAUGCUCAAUCGCAACCGAAUGACAUUAAUUUAUGGAGCACACCGACGUAUGAACUUCUGUGGAACUGCAACAGUAAACCGAUCAUCCACCGACAGCAUGAUCGAUACUAUGGACGAACAGCGUUCACAAAUGGAACGAUCGAAUGGCACUGUGUUCGGGGUAUCAGCACCCACUGUGAAGCGACCAUCACGAUCGAUAAGUCUGGUAAUAUUAUCGCUGACCACUCGACUCACGAUCACGCGAAAAGCCGAAAAAAUGGCCUAAAAGUACGAUCGUUCGCACAAAAUCAUACUACGCGCGAUAUUUUUAAUAGUCCCGGUCCGGUACGCUUAUUGGCGGGAGGCUUCAACUACCGCCGUAUGCACGACGAUCAGCUCAACAUCGAUAUCGUGGUGCACGUUGCCCAUAAGUACUUAUCCGAUGGUACGGAAACGAAAGCCUACCAUUGUAUAUUGCGGGAUGAACCGCAAGCCUGUCCCGGUAAGAUCGUGCUCACCAACAAUGCGCUCUGUGCUGAGAUAUUGGCGGCACAUAACCAUCUGGCUCGCACAGUGCCAAAGACGGUAGAACCGGAACGGUCCGCUCAGGUAAUCGUGGAAGGACCGAACUAUGAACUGAUGUAUGCGAUGAUCGGACGCAACUGUUUGCUGCUACACGAAGGGCACGUGUUCAGGUUGUACAAGCUGCUGGAACCGUCACAAACAUCCCGGUGGCGUUGCAUACACGCCGAAGUCGGAUGCAAAGCAUUUUUGAGUGUGCCACUAUCGCUGACCAAGCCGGCAACCAUGGAUUCGCAGUCGCACGAUCAUUCGAGGGUAAAGCAUGACACUGCUGCCGGUUCGGUGGUAAAGGUGAAACAGGAAAUCAUCGAAGAGCCCGAUGAGGUACCGCAGCGGAAUAGCUACGAAGAAUCGCCUCGAUUACGGCCGCGUGUACGGGAAGCGAUAGAUGCGGAAGAUGUGAAACGGUCCCUAGCGCUGAUCAAUCCAACCACAUCAGACUCCAAUCCGCUGGCUAUUUUGCACGACAUUCGCGGCACACUGAUAAAGGAGGAGAUGAAGCGCGAAAUGUUGCAAAUUAAGCCCGAUCCCGAUGCGAUGAUCAGUUUCCUGAAUGGUCAUCUUUACGUGCGCCAGUUUGAGGAUCUGGAAACGCUCGAUUCACCCGAAUGGAUGUGUGCAUUCCGCUGGACGUUGAGCUGCAGCGCCCGGUUAAGUGAUCUCUCUGUCCACACGCACGAGCGGUUUGCCUCGGUGCGUACGAACGAUCGGUUCAACAUGCUAAAAAAGCUGAUCUCACAAGGGUUGAUUGCUCAGCGAGGUGUAAUCACACAGAUGCCCGAACGUCAGAAGGUAUCCGAGUACGAGCUGCUACCAAGCAACGGGAACCUUUCGUUAACAAUCGACGAGAACCGGUAUUACUUUUACAAGGCAAAGAACAACGGUGAAUGGUUGUGGCGUUGCGUGCGGUAUCGCUGGCAAGGGUGUAAGAUCGGUGUGGCCGUUUCGCAUUGCUUCGGGAAGUAUUACUACCAACCGUACGGCAAAACCGAACACGUACAUUCCUCCUAAAGCGCAACCGAACUCUUCGCCAUCGGACCAUUAUCAUUAGCUAAACGUUUUGCUAGUUUAUGAUGUCCUUUCCAAAACGUAAAACUUUGAAUGAUUUCUUAGACUUCUGUUGGUUUUUAAACAUGAUAGCUUGUUUCUUAGCUGCUAUUACCGUUUCGUUUUAAGCUACGGCCAACUAAUAGAGUAAUGAGCUUAUGCUGGUAAGAAGACGAUAGUCCUGUGGCGCAGUGCGAUCAGUCUGCAAAUAGAGAGUCAGUCACGUGACAUGUAACAAGUCUAGUAAGCCUAGUAAGUCGAGUCAGCCCGGGCAUUAAGUGAUUGUAUGGAUAAAUUAUACAACAUUAGUGCAAAUUGCGUUACAAAAUAAAUGUGCGAUAAAUUUAGUUUAAAAA
This is a messenger RNA of Anopheles funestus (African malaria mosquito), 3574 nucleotides long. RefSeq lists its product as uncharacterized. The record is from RefSeq and is a predicted model, not a curated record. NCBI's taxonomy places the organism in Eukaryota, Metazoa, Arthropoda, Insecta, Diptera, Culicidae. Gene Ontology annotation, cellular component: nucleus. The transcript is spliced from 2 exons. Gene Ontology annotation, molecular function: zinc ion binding. Bases 135 to 3182 code for a protein of 1015 amino acids.